AUGAGUGAUGACAAAUUGGAAAUGACGGUGCCUUCAACUGGCAAUGAUGACGACAAAUUGAAAACGAAUCCAUCGCCAUCUCCAUCUCCGCCUUCCUCAACACCACCUCCAGCAACAACACCAGUUGCAUUAACAAAAUUUGGUUCAUUAACCAAUCGUAUUCUUUCACCGAGCAAUAUUAAUUCAUCGCCAACAUCAUCAUCUUCACCACAUAUUUCGCCGAUCAAAUCCUCAUGUAAUUCUUCGUCGUCAUCAACCCGACGAACUUUUAACAUCUGUGAUAUUCUUGCCAAACCCACAUCAACACCAGCAUCAUCAUCCGUCGACAGUAAUAAUAAUACUCGUCUCAAUCAUUUAAUUAAAAAACCGAAAGCUCAUCGCCUCAACGAAUACACCAAACUUCUUCUCGAACAAAAAGCCAAUCAUUUAAACGAGAAAAAUAAUCUGAAAAUAAACAAAAAAUCGAUUUAUUCACAUUCUGAUAAUGACGAUGACGAUGACGAAGACGAAGACGACGAGCAUCAUGGUUCAAUCAGUGAUUGUGAUGUAUCAGAUGGUUGUCUAUCCGACGCAGGUGAUAAGACACAUGAUGAUGAUUUAAAUGCAUCAAUCAGUGAUGGCGAUAAAUCGAAGUCAUCGUCAACGAGUUCAUCAACAACUGAUAAACCAUCAAAACCACGUCGCGCGCGAACAGCAUUUACUUAUGAACAAUUGGUAGCAUUAGAAAAUAAAUUCAAACAAACGAGAUAUCUAUCCGUUUGUGAAAGACUUAAUUUGGCUUUAUCACUAUCGUUAACUGAAACUCAAGUUAAAAUUUGGUUUCAAAAUCGUCGAACAAAAUGGAAAAAACAAAAUCCUGGUCUGGAUGUCAAUUCUCCAACAAUCCCAACAACAUCCAAUUCAUCUUCAGUUGGUAUACAUUCGGCUGCUGCUGCAGCUUACGUCGCUUGCGCAGCUUCAUUUUAUAACUCGCAACAACAGGUCGGAGGUUCUUCAUCAAAUUCUUCAGCAACAAGUGCUUAUCCACUUAUAUCACCACUCUAUGCUGCAUCAUUGUAUGCUAAUGCUCGAAAAUUUACUUGA
Molecule: messenger RNA, 1083 nt
Organism: Adineta ricciae
Lineage: Eukaryota; Metazoa; Rotifera; Eurotatoria; Adinetida; Adinetidae
Source: the annotation of a GenBank genome assembly